CUGGAAAAAACAAAAAACCAAGAAAGAUUGAUGCAACGUUGUCCCCACCACGAACUCGUCCAUACCUGCUUGUAUCUUACUCAUUCAACAUCAUCACCAUUCAAAAUUUUCAUUAUUAUUUUGAUACAAUCAACAUCAGUUCUCACUCUACACUGACACAUGCAGUACAACCACAGCCAGUGAGUUAUCCGAGAAUUUCUACUGCUUUAUUACUACUGUAGUAGAACCAAGAAUCUGCAAUUGAAAAGUCACCCGCCGGCGCGGCACCUGAGAAAAUUCUUCCAAGGAUCGGCAUCCCGCAUUUGAAUCUGCGCAUACAUGCGAAUCUGUCCGUGUAUCAUCCCAAAUAAACAGCCCCUUUUCGAGAUUAUUUAUCGUUUUGCUGGUUUUUGAAGUCAAACAAAAGCCGCUUUUAAGGUUUCGGUGUGUUCUGUAUUAUUACGCUAAUACGCGUUUUCAAGACCCAGUCUUUGGUAUUUAUUUUGCACGCAAUCGGGCUGGAAUACUCUUUUCAGACCCUUAUCUCUUUCACCGCGCAAUUUGCUACUGUAUUCUUUCAUUAUUUUAAAAAUUUUCAACUUCGCUAUUCAACUUUUGGGGUUCUCUGAGUUUGUGGGCUCGGCUGAGUCAGCUCGGGUAGGUGAUUGCAGGAUUUUUUUUCAAGAAUCUUGUUCUACGUUGGAUUGAUUACGUUUCUUGUUGGAAAAAUUCGUGGGCUGGUUCUCGUUUGUGUUGAAAUGAAUGAGUUUUGGAGAUCUCGAAGUCGUCUCGCGGCGGCAUUUUCUGUUUUCUGCCUUUAUUUGCUGAACUUGAGUUCUUGUUGGUCUCUCAAUGAUGAAGGUGCGGCGUUGCUGAGGUUUAAAGAAAGGAUUUUGAGUGAUCCUCAUGGAGCUCUGUCGAAUUGGAUUGAUGAAGUAGGAGUGGAGAGUCCUUGUUCUUGGUUUGGAGUUGAGUGUUCAGAAGGAUAUGUUGUUGUUUUGAACCUCAAAGAUCUCUGCUUGAGGGGUACUCUGGCUCCUGAUAUUGGGAACUUAAAUCACAUGAAAUCUAUAAUUUUGCGCAACAAUUCUUUUUCCGGUGUCAUCCCUGAAGAGAUUGCAAGUUUAAAAGACUUGGAGCUGUUAGAUGUUGGAUAUAAUAACUUUAGUGGGCCUCUUCCAUGCCAUCUGGACAAAAAUUUCUCAACAAUGAUCCUUCUGCUGGACAACAAUGAGCUUCUUAGCAUGCAUCCUGAAAUUUAUGAACUUGAAAAGCUAUCUGAAGUUCAAGUGAAGGAGGACCUAUUAUCCAGACACCGACUGGCAUCAUCUUGUAAUCGCCUAGUAAUCUCAUGCAAUUCAAGGGAAACAAGAACCUUAGCAGGAAGAAAGAUGUUACAAGAAGCCCCAGUUAAGAGAAUACCAGCCUUCCCGUUUCUUCCUCCACCACAACCCUCACGAAGAAGAAUUCCAUCUCCAGCUCCAUUAUUCCCAUCACCGUCUACUCCAACUCCAGUGCCACUUCCCUCUCCAGCUCCGCUUCCAUCUCCAUCUCCAUCUCCAUCUCCUGGGCCAUCAGCACCACCCUCUUCUCCUUCUCCCAUUAACCGUACUUCUCCACGUCCACUUCUUACUCCAGCAGAAAGGCCUAAUGCACCAACAAAUAGUUCCCGGAGGACUCACAAAAUCAUACUAUCUGCAGCCAUAGGUGGUCCUAUACUGCUUCUACUUUUGAUCAUUGGAAUUUUCUUUUAUCGAAGCGGUAAGGUUGCUACUGUCAAACCCUGGGCUACUGGAUUAAGUGGACAGCUGCAGAGAGCAUUUGUAACUGGUGUCCCAAAGCUCAAGAGAUCCGAACUUGAGGCUGCUUGUGAAGAUUUUAGUAAUGUGAUUGGUUCUCCAUCGUUUUGUACUUUAUAUAAGGGUACAUUGUCCAGCGGAGUUGAGAUAGCAGUUGCAUCUAUUGCAGUGGCAUCUUCAAAGGACUGGUCAAGUAAUCUGGAAGCCCAGUUCAGGAAGAAGAUUGACACGUUAUCCAAAGUGAAUCACAAGAAUUUCGUCAGCCUCCUUGGUUAUUGUGAGGAAGAAGAACCUUUCACCAGGAUGAUGGUUUUUGAGUAUGCUCCCAACGGAACUCUCUUUGAGCAUCUACACAUAAGAGAAGCUGAGCACUUGGACUGGGCAAUGCGGCUGAGAGUAGCAAUGGGAAUUGCAUACUGUCUCGAACACAUGCACCAGCUGACACCAACAUUAGCCCACAGAAACUUGACUUCCUCGACCGUUUAUCUGACUGAAGAUUACGCUGCCAAAAUUUCUGACUUUGUCUUCUGGGACGAAGGCGCUGCAGCUGAGAGACAACCUAGUCCCCAAAGUAAUAUCUAUAGCUUUGGUGUCAUGAUGUUCGAGAUGAUAACCGGUAAGCUCCCAUACUCAGCAGGCAGUGACUCGUCUGAAGACUGGGCCUCGGAUUAUCUUAGAGGAGGACAACCUCUUAGGGAAAUGGUCGACCCGACUCUAAGAACGUACCAAGAAGAUCAACUUCAACAGAUUGGUGCUGUGAUCAAGACGUGUGUCAACCCCAACCCCAGACAAAGACCGACAAUGCGAGAAGUUUGUGCGCACUUGAGAGAGAUAACAGGGAUCGGACCUGACGGAGCCAUCCCGAAAUUGUCACCACUUUGGUGGGCAGAACUUGAGAUUCUUUCAACUGAGGCUAGCUAAAUGAAUGAAGUUGAAAAUGUAAUUAUGAGAGCUUUGUUUCUGACUUGUAUUUCAUGUAUUUGGAGGAAAUUUGUGGGUGCUUGUUAGUGUGUGUGAAGGCAUGGGAGGUGUAUAUACAGAGGGCUGGGGAUAAAUGUGGUGAAUAUAUUCUGAUGUUGCCUUAUUUUUGGUAUAAUAUGUAAAUUAAAAUGGGGAGCCAGAUGUUCUCGAAAAUUUUCCAAAGAGGAAAAGGCUGAUUGAGGCUCA
This is a messenger RNA of Sesamum indicum (sesame), 2945 nucleotides long. Its product is annotated as putative inactive receptor-like protein kinase At3g56050. Gene Ontology annotation, molecular function: ATP binding; protein kinase activity. Gene Ontology annotation, biological process: protein phosphorylation. The record is from RefSeq and is a predicted model, not a curated record. Lineage: Eukaryota; Viridiplantae; Streptophyta; Magnoliopsida; Lamiales; Pedaliaceae.